Molecule: messenger RNA, 3351 nt
Organism: Clupea harengus (Atlantic herring)
Lineage: Eukaryota; Metazoa; Chordata; Actinopteri; Clupeiformes; Clupeidae
Gene: slc44a4
Product: solute carrier family 44 member 4
Biological process (GO): choline transport; thiamine pyrophosphate transmembrane transport
Cellular component (GO): plasma membrane
Molecular function (GO): thiamine pyrophosphate transmembrane transporter activity
Source: RefSeq, a predicted model, not a curated record
AACAAGCGCAGGGAACGAGCGCAGGUAACGAGCAGAAAAAGAUUAGCUCUUUCCUGCUGAACACUGCUCAAGUCAGUUAUUUUAUCUCAUAUAAAGUCACUAUCUUAUUUCCUUUUAUCCGUUUUGUACGAAAGGCACUUUUAACUGUUUUACUGGUGCAGAGGGGAGUUUUCCAAAAAGAAAAAUCGAAGAAACACAAGAAACGUGUCAAUGGGGAAAGACAAGUCUAAGGAAAAUUCGGAAAAUGGAGAACCAGCGCAACAUGACCCCGAAUUCAAUGGACCUAUUCACAACAGGGGCUGCACAGACAUUAUCUGUUGUGUGCUGUUCAUGGUGGUCAUUGCUGGUUACGCGGUAGUGGGGAUUUUAGCCUGGCUGUACGGAGACCCACGCCAUGUCCUCUACCCGAGGAACUCCACGGGGAUGUUCUGUGGGAUUGGACCCAAUAAGGGGAAGCCCAAUGUCUUUUACUUUGACAUCCUUAAGUGUGCCACGGCUACAAACAUAAUGGCUGCUGCCCUCAAUGGCCUUCAGUGUCCCACUACACAGGUGUGUGUGAAACGGUGUCCCCAAAACUUCUGGGCUCUAUCACCCCUGGCCUACCUCCCAGGCAAGCAACCAAAGGAUUUUUUUCAGCAAGAGCUUUGCCUCCCAUCAUUUGACCUGGCCACCACUGUUCUGUCGGUUUCAGAGAUUAAGGACAGAGAGUUGUGUCCAUUCUUCUAUUCCCCUACAACCCCAGUUUUAGGAAGGUGUUUGCCUUCAUUUGGUGCUUUCAACAAUAUUCCCACCAACUUCUCCAUCCCAGGAAUGACCGUUAAUGACACGGUGAACAUCAUCAAGCAGGGCACUGGUGAUCUUGUGUCUGGCAUCAGUGCCAGGGAAGUUGGUGUCCGCAUCUUUGAGGACUUUGCGUCGUCAUGGCAGUGGAUCGUCUUGGGGUUGGUCAUAGCCAUGCUGGUCAGCCUGAUGUUCGUCCUUCUCCUUCGCUUCUUCGCUCCCAUAAUAAUCUGGACGCUAAUCAUAGGACUUCUGGCUGUUGGCGCCUUUGGUAUUUGGUAUUGCUGGAGAGAGUAUGACGAACUGAAGAACAGUUCAAUCACCUUCCAAGACAUUGGGCUGACCACAAAUGUUAAUGUCUACCUGCAAGUCAGAGACACGUGGCUGGCCUUCUUGAUCAUCAUUAGUAUAGUUGAGGGGGUCAUUCUUCUGACUCUCAUCUUCCUACGGACUCGGAUCCUCAUCGCCAUCGCCCUGAUCAAGGAGUCCAGCAAGGCUGUGAGUUACAUGAUGUCUACACUGUUCUUCCCCAUCUUCACAUUCAUCUUGCUUGUGGUGUGUGUGUCAUACUGGGGUAUCACAGCUUUAUAUCUGGCCACUUCGGGCGCUCCAAUAUACAAAGUAGUGGCCCUCAACUCCACUGAAGAUAACUGCCAAGCUGUGAACGGAACAGAGAGCUGUGACCCUAUGGCUUUUAACUCCAGCAGCUACGCCUCCUGUUCAUCCGCUCGCUGCAUCUUCAUCAAGUACAACGACGAGGGCCUGUUCCAGCGGAACCUCUUCAAUCUGCAGAUCUAUAACGUGGUGGGGUUCCUGUGGUGUGUGAACUUCGUCAUCGCUCUGGGCCAGUGCACACUGGCUGGGGCCUUCGCCUCCUACUACUGGGCCUUCAGCAAGCCCUCCGACAUCCCAACAUUCCCUCUGGCACAGUCUUUCAUGCGGACUCUACGGUACCAUGUGGGCUCACUGGCGUUCGGAGCUCUGAUUCUCACUCUAGUGCAGGUCAUCAGGAUCAUCCUGGAGUACCUGGACCACAAGCUCAGAGCGGCUCAGAACGGUUUUGCACGGUUUCUGAUGUGUUGUCUAAAGUGCUGUUUCUGGUGCCUUGAGAAGUUCAUCAAAUUCCUCAACAGGAACGCUUACAUCAUGAUUGCCAUUUAUGGUAAAAACUUCUGUACAUCAGCCAAGAAUGCUUUCAUGCUCCUCCUGAGGAACGUUGUGAGGGUGGUGGUACUGGAUAAAAUCACCGAUCUGCUGCUAUUCUUCGGAAAGCUAUUAGUAGUUGGUGGAGUCGGGGUGCUGUCAUUCUACUUCUUCUCAGGGAGGAUCCAGGCCCCAGGCAGCUCUUUCCAGGCCAGCGCCCUCAACUACUACUGGAUGCCAAUCAUUACGGUAGUGGUGGGAUCGUAUCUCAUUGCUCAGGGCUUCUUCAGCGUCUACAGUAUGUGUGUAGACACACUGUUCCUCUGCUUCUUGGAGGACUUGGAACGUAACGACGGCUCAAUGCAGAAACCAUACUACAUGUCCAAAAACCUGAUGAAAAUUCUCAACAAAAAGAACAAGCAGCCCAAAAAGGCUGAGGAUUGACAGAAAGCACUCACCUCACUCCCUUGUCUGUCACUCCCUUGUCUAAAGUCCGACUAUUAUCACCUCACCAUUUGAAGUAAAAACCAGCUUUAGCACAGUCACUGGUGCAGAUGAUUUCAUGUUUCCCUCUCACCAACCUGAAGUUUACAUCACACAGAUAUCCUCUAUUUUGCACUUUCUUCUUUAUUUCUGUGAUUUUAAAGCAUAAAGCACACCAUUUAUGUGAAACAUUGUCACCGCAGACACAUAUCAGUAGAGAAUUUAUUUUUUUAUAUUGCAAAAUAAUGUGCCUUAAGACGUGUAGAAUCCAAAUGGCAUAGGUUACCUUUUUUUAAAUUAUUAUUAUUUUUUAAGUAAUUUGGUUAGGUAUAUUUGUUUUUGUUUUAUGUUGGAUGUUUGGUUAAAAAGAAAAGGAGAAUAGUGGAUGUUUGCGGUCUAAUCCUAUUUAUAUUUCUGCCAAAUAAUGAGCCCCAAAAUGUACAUGAUUUAAAAUUUAGAUACAUUUUGAAUCAAUUUAUUUUCAUUUGUUUUAGCAAAAUCAGAUUGGUUUGUUUUUGUGUUGGAUCUCUUAAAAAUGCAUCCGCAAUAGCGGAUAGUGGGCCAAAACAUUGUACAUGAUUUAAUUUAUAAAAAAUUGUUGUGUUUUUAGUCAUUGAAAUGUUUAUAUUUAAUAAAACAGAAUGACACAGAAUGUUUUGUAAACUAUUCAAAGAUAGUCGUGACAGAGGACGGAAUCGCUCACUCUUCCUCCAUAGAGCUGAAGGCAACCUGCGCCUGUGCAGAAGGGAUCAUUAUUAUUCCUUUGUGACCAACCUAUUCCUCUGACACGCAAACAGGCAAGUCAUGAAGACAUUGGUUGUGAAACUGGUUCUGAAGUCACACUGCUCUCACAGGUUUCCAAGGGUUACACAACCAAGUAUGAGGAACCACACGGCAACCUGACCACAGAAAAUACCAACACAUUAAACCUGACUGGAUUUACAA